Messenger RNA from Prunus persica (peach), 2627 nucleotides. RefSeq names its product ETHYLENE INSENSITIVE 3-like 1 protein. The transcript is spliced from 2 exons. Bases 347 to 2152 code for a protein of 601 amino acids. Gene Ontology annotation, molecular function: DNA binding; DNA-binding transcription factor activity. The record is from RefSeq and is a predicted model, not a curated record. Gene Ontology annotation, cellular component: nucleus. Lineage: Eukaryota; Viridiplantae; Streptophyta; Magnoliopsida; Rosales; Rosaceae.
CAGUCGCCACUCUUAUCUUUUUCUCUCAUUUUCUUCCUCCAUUAAGAAAGGGAAAGAAAAUCCACUAAAUUCUCUCUCUUCUGACUCUCUCUGAGCAAUCAGAGGGUGCUUGAGGAGCUUCAAUGCUCUCCUAUUAACACAUGAUAUCCAUCAAUCAGAAGUUUGGGUUGAGUAUCCUUUAUUGAGAAACCUUGGCUCAUAAGAAGUUUAAAGCUAAUAUCUGUGCGCAAGAUUGGAAAUCUUUUAAAGAGUUCCAGAGCGGUGGUGAAGUUGACUUGGACUGCAUUUAAUUGCUCAAUUUUAUUUUCUUAUAUAUAAUCAGGGCUGUUCUCUUUGUCGGUGCUAAAUGGGGAUCUUUGAAGAAAUGGGUUUCUGUGGUAAUCUUGAUUUCCUUUCGGCUCCUCCUGGGGAAGGAGAGGCAGCUCCAGAGCAUGACCCAGAGGCAACAGCAGAGGAGGAUAAUAGUGAUGAAGAAAUGGAUGUUGAUGAGCUUGAGAGGAGGAUGUGGAGAGAUCGGAUGCUAUUGAAGCGACUUAAAGAACAAAGUAAGGGAAAGGAAGGAGUUGACAAUGCAAGGCAGCGUCAAUCACAGGAACAAGCUCGGAGGAAGAAGAUGUCGCGGGCACAAGAUGGAAUCCUGAAAUAUAUGCUGAAAAUGAUGGAAGUUUGCAAAGCUCAGGGUUUUGUUUAUGGGAUUAUCCCGGAAAAAGGAAAACCAGUGAGUGGUGCAUCUGACAAUCUUCGAGAGUGGUGGAAGGAAAAAGUAAGGUUUGAUCGUAAUGGCCCGGCUGCAAUUUCCAAGUAUCAGGCAGAUCAUUCAAUCCCUGGGAAAAAUGAAGACUGCAGUGCGGUGGCAUCCACUCCUCACACCUUACAGGAGCUCCAAGACACAACUCUUGGUUCCCUUUUGUCAGCUUUGAUGCAGCACUGUGAUCCACCCCAAAGACGUUUUCCAUUGGAGAAGGGUGUUGCCCCACCUUGGUGGCCUACUGGUAAUGAGGAAUGGUGGCCUCAAUUAAAUUUACCAAAGGAUCAGGGUCCUCCCCCAUACAAGAAGCCUCAUGAUUUGAAGAAGGCUUGGAAGGUGAGUGUUCUCACGGCUGUGAUAAAGCACAUGUCACCUGAUAUUUCCAAGAUCCGCAAGCUUGUUCGUCAGUCUAAAUGUUUGCAGGACAAAAUGACUGCCAAGGAGAGUGCUACUUGGCUAGCCAUUAUAAACCAGGAGGAAGCUUUGGCCCGGAGGUUGUAUCCUGAUAGAUGUCCCCCUCCAUCAGCUGUUGGGAGUGGGUCUUUUACAAUCAGCGGUACCAGUGAUUAUGAUGUUGAAGGGGUGGAUGAUGAACAAAAUGUUGAAGUAGAGGAUUGCAAACCUCUUGUUAAUCACUUCAAUAUUGGAACAGCUGGACAAAGAGAGAGGAUGGUACCUCAGAUUAAGGGAGAGCUGAUUGAGACCAACUCAGACUUUGGUCAGAAGAGGAAGCAGCUGGCCGAAGAGCCACAGAUGAUGCUAAAUCAGAAGAUUUACACCUGUGAAUACCCCCAAUGCCCAUAUCAUGAUUGCCGCCUAGGCUUUCUUGACAUAACUGCAAGAAACAAUCACCAGUUGAAUUGUGCAUACCGGGGUAAUUCUUCACAAGUGUUUGGAAUGUCAGGCUUUCAUCUUAACAACGACAAACCUGUGGGCUUCUCUCUACCCAUUACUCAACCUAAGCCAGCUAUUCAACAACCAGUGAACCAGACAAGUAGUUUUAAUGCUUCAGGACUUGGACUAGCCGAGGAUGGGCAGAAAAUGAUAUCUCAACUGAUGUCAUUCUAUGAUAGUAAUGUUCAGCAGAACAAGAACUCAAAUCCUGGAAACCUCAAUGUUGUCGAAGACCACAACCAGCAGCAGGUGAAAUUUCAAUUUCCAAUGGAGGAUAACUUCUAUGGUCAAGGGCUGGUUAUAGGACGCAACAUGUCUGAACCGACCUCCUUGCCUAUGCUUCAUUCAGUUUUCCCAUCCACAGAAAUUCAGUUUGAUCCGUGCAAGUUAUUUGAUUCUCCAUAUGGUAACCAUCCCAAUGAUCCUGUCAACUUAGGUUUUGGCACUCACCUUAACUCAGUCGACUAUAAUGAUGACUCAAUGUUGAAGCAAGAUGCAUUUUGGAUCUGAUGAAUUUGGGUUUUCAUAUAUUGACUGCUCCAAUAUCUGAAUAAGGCUGUAUAUUAUGUUGUUUGGCGGGGGGUUGGGGGUGAAUGAGGAUAUCCCCAUACAGUUCUGGACUGAACAGGUGAAGCUUCUAUUUUUAAGUUUAGCUGCUUAUUAUAUCUGUCGGACCUUUUAGAAGAAGUUGGGGGUUCUCUUGCUGCAACUUCAUCAUCCAAGUAUAGGUUGUCUAGUUGUUCUCAGUGCAGUAUUUGGUAGGGCCAAUAAAGGACUGGAAAGAAGCCAAUCUAAUACAAGUACUUUUGUUGAAAUGUUAGAAACAUUUUCUGGUUGCUAAAGUCAUUGUUGGCAUGUAGUUAUGUAAUGUAUACAGAGACAUCUAUAUAUGUGGUGGUUUCAUGUAUCUUAGAAACAUUUUGCUUGUUUCUCAACUGGUUUUCAGUUUGUGCUAUCAACAAUUCAUUCUUGCUUUCGCAGUUUA